GAGGGAGAGAGAGAGAGAGAGAGCAAAGAGAAAAGGACAUUGAGAGUAAAAUUAGUUUUCACUUGUAAGUUCGCAAGAAAAUUCAGAAGGUGCUCGCUUCCUCUCAGAAAUUCGCUGAAGAGAAGUGCAGCUCCAAUGGAAGCAAAGCCAGAAGAAAGUGAAGAAAAGGGUAUCAGAUCCUCAAUUUCAUUGUACUCCCUUCGUCUAUGGAACCAAAUUGUAGCAUUUCUGCCAUCAACUCGUGAUUCCAAUUUUCUUUGGAAGCUUUCGAGUCUUCUUCGCCGGAGGAGACGCAAGACUGGUCUUCCUCUUCCUCUACCCCUGAACUCGAUAAACUCUUCUGUAAUAACUGGUCAAUGGGAAAGCAAAAAGAAUUGGAGUUUAACAGUAACCGGCUGGGAACCAGCAGAGGCAUCUAGACUGUAUGAUGUCUUGGGCGAUCUUUUGGAGCACUGUUUUUUGAAUUUACAUAGCAUUUGGAAGAACUUGCAGUUCUGGCAAUCUCGUGCAGAGGGUACGAAUGCUCAAAAAGUUUACUUUAUGAUUUGUGAGAGAGGUCCAAGGGCCUUUUUUAGUGGAACAGCGCAGUUAAUGCGCCAAAAUUUUAGGGAUGGUUUUUCCUUGCAACAUGUUGCUCGUGAGGCAUCUCUUUACAUAGCUGACCGAAUAACUAUACUGAGCAACUUAAGAUGUCAUCUUGCAGUUUUUGUGGCUCAGGUCUUUAUGGAAAUUGACAAAAUUGGGGCGGAGGCAGUGAAUGAUCAACAAAAUUCCUUACCGUCAUUGUUGGUUACAUUGAAUGGCUUAUUUCUCGAUUUAGAGGCAUCAAUUUGUCAACUGCAUGCAGCACAUCAAAUGGAUUUAGUCGAUGGCAGCUUUUCAUUUCCUCUAUUUGAAAAAUUACCAGAUGUGAACAAGGAAGGAUCUCAGUGGACAAGUUGUGAAAUUGGCGAUGCUAUCAACUUGCUUUAUCAGAACCUUCACAAGUUGGACUCUUUCAUAUAUAUUCUUGUUUCUAAACAUCGAAAGCCAAGGAAACUAACUCAACACUGGCUUAGAUAUACUUGUGGUGCAGUUGGUCUUUCAGUCUGCUCUGUUUGGCUAAUCCAACAUAGUAGCUUAAUGGGGAGCAAUGACAUUGAGAAUUGGUUUAACGAAGCACAUAAUUCAGCAGUCAGUUUUUUCAAGGAUCAUGUAGAACAACCGCUUAUUUCAAUUAGAGACGAACUUUUUGAUACAUUUAGAAAGAGGCAUAAAGGUGUCAUGGAGGUUCAAGAGGUUCAAUUAACUGUCAACUCACUGCACAGAAUGUUACUUGCUUUCAGUGAACACACGAAAGGCCAGAAGUUUCCAGACGAUGCAUCAGAUCAAGAAAUGCUUGCAAUAGUUAUGGCCAGGUAUGAGAAAGAACUGAUGCAUCCCAUUCAAAAUCUUCUUAGUGGAGAGCUGGCCCGUGCUUUGCUUAUCCAGGUGCAGAAGCUAAAAUUGGAUAUUGAGACGGCAAUGCUUGAGCUUGACCAGAUUCUCAAGGCAAAUGAAAUCAAUUUCGCUGUUCUAGCUGCAUUGCCAGCAUUUUUUCUCUCACUUCUUUUGCUGAUGCUUUUGCGUGCUUGGUAUAAACAGGAUACUAGAGCUGAAGGGAAGGGAAGAGCUGCUCGGCUUCAGAGAAGACUACUUGUCGUGGAGGUGGAGAAAGCAAUUAUGCAAUACCAGAGUUUUGUUGACCAAGGACGUGUAAAAGAUGCUGAAUGUAGGUUUGGGUUACUGUUGUAUAGUUUGGGUCGGCUGUACCAUGCUUCCGAGAAGCAUGCCAAAGCAACCGGUGAAUGGCUAUAUUUGAGGCAGGAUAUUCUGGAUCUAGGGAAGCCUGGUCUUCCAACACGAGAUAAACUCAGAAUUACGUGGCGCAUGGAACGGGUGUACGAUUGUUUACUUCCCACAUUGAAAAGGUCAUAAUGCACGUCCUUUUCUUCUCUUCAACUCCACAGGAGUAUUUUUUGAUUUGCUUAAUGGAGGUAUUUUGCUCCCACACUUCCAAGCCUAAUAUUUUUGGAAAGCCCCCUGGUUAAACCCAGUUUGCGUUGCCUUCAUUAGCUUUUGAUAUACAAUGGUGUCUAGCCUGUUACUUUUUUGUUGGGCUGACAACUUCAAAUUUGUCUUCACGGUAGUAUUGGCCUUUGUUAGAGUACUUUAACAAAUGAAAGAACCGUUGAAAAUCAUGGAUGGAUUUCUUAUAGAACCUUCUUUUUGGAAGGAAAUAUUGUAGUUUUUCUUUGAAUAAUUAUUUUAUGAAGAAAUGAUAAUCACAGGGACUUGCACCUUUCUCAAGUCA
Molecule: messenger RNA, 2332 nt
Organism: Cucurbita moschata (crookneck pumpkin)
Lineage: Eukaryota; Viridiplantae; Streptophyta; Magnoliopsida; Cucurbitales; Cucurbitaceae
Product: protein DGS1, mitochondrial-like
Exons: 15
Coding region: 136-1956 (606 amino acids)
Cellular component (GO): mitochondrial outer membrane
Source: RefSeq, a predicted model, not a curated record